Molecule: messenger RNA, 1384 nt
Organism: Suillus subalutaceus
Lineage: Eukaryota; Fungi; Basidiomycota; Agaricomycetes; Boletales; Suillaceae
Product: mitochondrial K+-H+ exchange-related-domain-containing protein
Exons: 6
Coding region: 16-1095 (359 amino acids)
Biological process (GO): proton transmembrane transport; potassium ion transport
Cellular component (GO): mitochondrial inner membrane
Source: RefSeq, a predicted model, not a curated record
CUUGAUUUCAGGAUCAUGUCUGUUCUUCCUAAAGCGAUGCGUACAAUGCGUAUCAUUGCUUUGCCUCUUGUUCGCCCAAAGGUCCCACCUGAUCAAGGCCUAAAGCCACACGCAGUUUUCAACCCAAACCGCAUGCUUAUUUUCUACCACUUUGACCUCUCUCAAGGCAACAGUGUUAAAAGUCAAGAUCAGUCUUCUAUAAAGCGAGCAGUGAAAUGGGCGUCCACAAAAGCUGCCGACCUUUGGGCUGGUUUUGGAAAGGCACCCGAAGGCAGUUGGAAGUUGAAAACUUAUGAGCUUGGCGAGCGCAUCGUCGACCGCAUAGACUUUGAGGAGCUAACCCUGAAAGGCGUUGACCCUUCUUUAGGGCCAUCGAUUACUCACGCAGAAAUAACUGGACAAGAAGCAAAUGAGGUAAAUUUCUCGGAAAAGCAAAGUCCGAGGGAGGCCUUGCGAAUACCCCUCAUUUAUCCGCCAUCCAUUUACGCUUCAUUACCGCCCAUGGGUGUGGAUGAAGUGUCGCAUCCCUCAAUUGUACACCUUCGCACGCUUCUAGCAAGUCGAGAGCCCCGGCAUCGCAGAGGGUUUUGGAUGUGGAUGGCAAUUGCUCCACUGACGGCUCCCUUCAUCAUUGUCCCUGUCAUACCCAACCUUCCAUUCUUCUUUUGUGUAUGGAGAUCUUGGUCACAUUACAGAGCAUAUAGAACUUCGCAGUAUCUAUCGUCCCUUCUAGAUCACGGCUUGAUUGCUCCAGAACCGAGCCCGGCACUUGAUGAACUCUACGCUUCUUACGUCCCAUCCUUAUCGAACAUCGAAAGUUUGCGCUCGCCAACGGCGCCCUCUCCUAAAUUCGCGACACAGCUACCGGUAGAUGCUUCAAGCACGAAUAACGGCUGCCCGCCCGAUGAUGUCACGGCUUCUCUAUCACAGCCCGGUACAUCUCACGUGCACAAGACCUCGCAACGGCUAUUGCUUACUCGCAAAGCCAUUCCGCAUAUCUUGCAGCUUUUUGGUCUUCCACAAUCGUCAGCGGCAGACAUGUAUCGCGCGGUAGAACAAGUGCGCGGACGUCUCGGAGGAACAUCCGGUCGGUGAUAAUUGACAAUGAGCUACAUGUUUUUAUUUAGUACUGGAGUGGCGAGUUCGAUGGGCAUUAUAUCCCAUGAUCCAGCUGCUUCACCGCCCAUCAACUAGUCGAUGUUCUAGGUCGUGAGUGUGGAUUUGCAAGGGGUACGCUUCGUAGCUUCGUUAAGCCAGGGCUGGCACCAUUUUAAUAAACUUUCUCAACCGUGUACAUUAGAAAUGGCACUUCUUUAUCUGUAAGCCUGUUAUCUCCUAUUGAUAUCCUCGAGGCAGCUUGUUUGACAUGCUAGCGUCAAACAAA